UUCGUGUUGUUUGAUGACAUUGGAAUGUUGUUAAAAAUAUUCAAAAUGUUGUAAAAUAAAUAUACGCUAAUUACAACGUGAGGUUAGAGAGAGUAAUUAGAGCGAGAGACUCUCCAGGUGCACGAUAUCGUGAGUGCUAUCGUGAACCGCUGCCAUUAAUGGCUAAGCGAGGUCGACCUAGAAAAAAUCCCCAACCUCAAGCCCACCAGAAGAGUGUUGUGCCGGCGGCGACAUCAACACCUGAGGUUUUGGCGACUCCCUAGAAUUCUUCGAUUCUAGUAAUUUUGGGAUCUGAUGGACCAGCAGGUACGACCAUGGCGGGGAAUGGAGAUGUUAUCAUAGAGGGGUUUGAACAUCGGCCUGUUACAAGGCGGCUUCAGAUGCUUACCCCGACACCAUUGACGACUAGUGAUGGCCAGCAUGGUGGUAAGCUUUCCUUUAUCCCCUACUCUUAAAAAUGGCACUCCUAUUGCUUGUUUACAACAGAGUGCUAUGGAUGAGGAAGCUAGCAAAUGGGACAAUGCUUUAAUUUUGUAUGUUAUUGGAGAUGUGCCCACCAUUAAAUAUGUGAACACCUAUAUAGAAAAACAAUGGAGCUGUGAUGCUGUUCCUGAGGUUUUCCUCCAUAGUGAGGGCUAUUUUGUUAUUCGUUUUGGAAGCCUGUCGGAGCAUAAUCGUAUUCUUUGUGCGGGUCCUUAUACUAUUGCUAACCGACCAGUUAUAGUUAAGGAGUGGGCACCAAAUUUCAAUUUUAGUACGGAAGUUUUGACAAUGGUUCCUCUUUGGAUACAGUUGCCAAGCUUGCCUUUGAAUUGUUGGGGUGUGGAUUCCUUGAGUAGAAUUGGUAGUAUAUUGGGCAAGCCUCUAUUUGCAAAUGAGUGCACAACAAAUCAAACUCGGAUUUCUUAUGCCCGAAUGCUAGUUGAAAUUGAUGUUACCCAACCCUUGUGCUACAAGGUUAUGGUGGAGGGUUCUAAUGGUGUAGUUCAAGAACAGGUGGUAUUAUAUGAUUGGGAACCUAUGUUCUAUCCCAAAUGUCAGAUUGUUGGGCAUGUGUGUGGGAAGCCUUCUCACCCUCAGCCUGCUAAGCGUAUAAAGAAGAAAUGGGUUCCUAAAGCAUAUGUUCCUAUAAUGUCUGACCAGCCUGCUGCUAAUGGAGCUACUGCCGAACCAGUGGUAACUCAGCAGGAGUGUACGUGGUCUGUGCCUCGACGUUCUAUCUAUAGGGUUAGUCCUACUGCUGCAACUGUAGUACCUAUAACCAACCCUUAUACCUUCCUGCCUACAGAUGAUGUGUUUGAGAUUGCGGCCACUAAUACAAAGUCGUCAAGGGGUGAGGACCCAAUCCUCUUCGGUUCGCUAUGAGGACGGUUAUCUGGAAUGUUAGAGGCUGUAAUAAGCUUUUUAAACAAAAAGAGGUGAAAACUUUUUUGCUCAAAAAUAAAGUUGAUGUUUAUGCGUUGCUUGAAACUAGAGUUAAGUCUCAUAAUUUUAGUAAGGUGAAGAUUUUUUGUAACUGGUCUGUUAUGAAUAACUAUUCUCAUGCCUUGAAUGGUAGAAUCUGGGUUCCCUAGAAUCCUAGAAAGGUGGAUGUUGUUCUGCAUUCUAGUUCUGCUCAAAGAAUCUGUUGCCAUUUACUUGAUCGUCAUACUAGUUUGAAGUUUUUCUUGGUGGAUAUUUAUGGGUUUAAUACAAUGGAAUUAAGGAAACCUUUAUGGUCAUUUCUUGAUUCUAUUUGUAAUCAGAUUUCUGAUCCUGUGUUAAUAGGUGGUGAUUUCAACACUAUUUUGUGCCCAACUGAUCGUUUGAAUGGGAAUGAUGUCUCCUUGAGUGACAUGGCAGACUUUGCUAACUGCUUGCUGGCUAAUAACCUGAAUGAAGUUAGAAGUGUGGGUGAUUACUACACGUGGUGUAAUAAUCAGAGAGAUAUUCGAAGGAACACUCCAUUCAGAUUUCUCAAUAUUCUAGCUGAUCACGAGGAUUUCUCUAAUAUUGUUCAUAGUGUGUGGCAGCAAAAUUUCUAUCAGCAACCUCUUAUUAACAUUUGGUAUCGUCUCAAGGCUCUUAAGAUUCCCUUUAAACACAUUUAAACUCAGUGUUUUAAAGGUGUUGCUCAUAAGAUCGACUCAAUCAGAAACUCUCUCCAAGUUAUUCAACAGGCUCUUGCUGUUGAUAGACUUAAUGCAGACCUUGUCCACAGAGAAAGGAUACCUUGAGAAUAUUGGAAAAAUGGAGUAACAUAGAGGAGAAGAUUUGGCAGCAGAAAUCUCGAGCUUCAUGGGUCCAACUUGGUGACUCUAACACUAAGUACUUUCAUGCAUAUGUGAAAGAGAGGCAAAGUCAAAACUCGAUCAAGCUGCUUGUCAAGAACGAUGGCUCUAGGGUUCAGACUCAGCAACAGAUCAAGGAUGAUGUCAGAAGUUUCUAUAUGCAAAUUAUGGGCAGUGCUGCUUCUGAACUUCCAAUGGUUGAUCAGAAUAUUGUAGAGAGGGGUCCUGUACUUUCUUCCCAACAACAAUCAAGACUGUGUGGGCCAUGCUCUCUCUUGGAGGUCAAGGAGGCGCUGUUUAGUAUGGAUGAAACGAAGGCCCCGGGCAUGGAUGGCUUUAAUUUUUCUUCUUUAAGAAGGCUUGCAACAUUAUUGGGCCAAGUGUGGUCGAAGCAAUACAACAAUUCUUUGAGACUGGUUUUCUCCCUAAGGUAAUCAACUGCACUUAUGUUACGUUAUUACCUAAAGUCGAGAAUGCCACUUCUAUCAAAGAUUAUAGACCCAUUGCUUGUUGUUCGGUGCUCUACAAGAUCAUUUCUAAAAUUCUUACUAAUAGGUUUCAACAAGUGAUACAAUACCUUGUUAGCGAUAGUCAAUCUGCAAAGGUCGGGUUAUUUUUUAUGAUAUCCUCAUUAGUCAUGAAUUGAUUAAGGGUUAUGGUAGGAAAGGGGUCUCUCCAAGAUGUAUGCUUAAAAUUGACCUUCAAAAGGCUUAUGACUCGGUCGAAUGGUCGUUCAUUAAGCAUCUUAUGCUUAGCAUGGGGGUUCCUUAUAGGUUUGUGAUGUGGGUUAUGUCUUGUUUAACCACAGUUUCCUAUUCUUUCAAUGUUAAUGGGGAACUUACUGAGCCUUUUGAGGCAAAAAAGGGGCUUAGACAAGGAGACCCUAUAUCCCCUUAUUUGUUUGUUCUAUGUAUGGAAUAUCUUUAGAGAUGUUUAGUAUCGAUGAGGAACAACUCUCAAUUCAAGUUUCAUCCCAGAUGCAAAAAAUUGAACCUAGUACAUGUGUGCUUUGCGGAUGAUCUGUUGUUAUUUUCCAGAGGUGAUCUUGCUUCAGUCAGACAAUUAUUCGAAGCGUUUAUCCUUUUCUCUAGUGUCUCUGGUUUGAAGGCUAAUCAGGCCAAAAGUUCUAUUUACUUUGGUGGAGUGCCUGACAUAGUUCAGCAGAGUAUUUUGAAUGAAUUUGGGCUUUCAAAAGGUGAGCUCCCUUUACGAUAUCUUGGUGUUCCGCUCUCUUCGAAGAAGCUCACUGUGAUUCAGUGCAUUCCUUUGGUUAAGAAAAUUAUAGCACGAAUUGAUAAUUGGUCCUCUAAGCUGCUCUCCUAUGCCGGAAGAAUCCAACUUAUCAAGUCUGUGCUCUUUGGCAUGCAAUCUUACUGGUGCCAUGUUUUCUUACUGCCUCAAAAAAUCAUCAAACUCAUUCAGACAGCAUGUAGGACUUUUCUAUGGACUGGUAAGUCGGGCACAUCUAAGAGAGCCUUUGUUGCAUGGGAGAAGCUUUGUUUGCCCAAAUCUGCUGGGGGUUGGAACCUCACCUGUUUUCAGACUUGGAAUAAGACAACUAUCUGUAAACUCCUGUGGAAUUUGGUCCAGAAGAAAGAUAAAAUUUGGGUCAAAUGGAUCCAUGUUUAUUAUGUGAAGAAUAGGGAUGUUACUUUCGUGACUGCCCCUGCUCAGGCUUCUUGGGUGGUACGGAAGAUUCUGGAUUCGAUUCAAAUUCUAAGGAGUUAUUCAGGAGGUUUGUCCGUAUUACAAGACAAGACUUUUUCUAUAAAGAAGGUAUAUGGGAGUUUAAGGGGUCAUUUCCCUUCUGUUCCUUAGAAGAAACUAUUGUGUAACAAUCCCGCUCCUCCUAAGUGCUUAUUCGUAUGUUGGCUUGCACUGCUUGGUCGACUCUCUACUUGUGAUAAUCUGCUCAAAAUUGGUUCUCUUUGUGAUCAGGUAUGUAUUUUCUGGAAGGCACAUGAUGAAACAAUAUCUCAUUUUUUUUCUCAAUGCACUUUUACGAGUUCACUUUGGCGAAAAAUUCUUGUCUGGUUUGGUGACAGCAGGAAUAUUGUAGAUUGGCAAUCUGAGGUCCAGAUUCUAGUCCACAAGUAUAAUAGGAAUAAUAAGUUGCAUCAAGUUUACAGAAUGCUACUUAGUAUUACUGUUUAUACAAUUUGGAGGGAGAGGAAUCUCAGGCGUUUUCAGAAUGUUCAAGUUGAUGAAACUCUUUUGUUGCAGCAGAUUCAACUCACUACUUAUAUCAGAUGCCUCCAUAAUCCUAAACUCUCUAGCUUAGUGCCUUAAUUUUGGUCUGCUGGUUAUUUUGCUUAUGUUUUCUUCUGUGUUUAGCUGCGGAUGCCGGCUUUGUUCUGUUGCUCUGUUGGGCUUGUUGGGUAGUGUUGGUAUGGUUGCAGGCUGCUAUGGGUUUUGCAGGCUGCUAGUGCUAUACUGCUGUGUCUGCAUUAUGUUUUUGCUCCCUGGUUCUGGUGUUCAGAUGCAGGCAGGUACUUAUUGCUGGAAUGCAGAUGGUGUUUUUGGCAGGUUUUCUGCUGUUUACAGUUGUUCUAUUGCUGGCUUGGUUGCCUAGUUCAACUAGUGUUACUGGCUAGUGUUCUGGUUUCCUGGUUUGGAUAAUGUGGCUGUACUUCUUUUUGAGUCCUUUGUUGUUGCUUCGUUGUUGUUUGUUGCUAGGGAUGCGGGUUGUGCUCCCGUAGCUUUUGUUUCUUGUUGCGUUGUUUGGAUGUUGUUUUGGUUUUUUUCCCCUUUUGGUAAUAAAAUAUCUCUAUUUUACCAAAAAAAAAAA
Spinacia oleracea (spinach) is the source of this 5058-nucleotide messenger RNA. RefSeq lists its product as uncharacterized. NCBI's taxonomy places the organism in Eukaryota, Viridiplantae, Streptophyta, Magnoliopsida, Caryophyllales, Amaranthaceae. The transcript has 2 exons. The record is from RefSeq and is a predicted model, not a curated record. Bases 412 to 1365 code for a protein of 317 amino acids.